Molecule: messenger RNA, 861 nt
Organism: Acanthoscelides obtectus
Lineage: Eukaryota; Metazoa; Arthropoda; Insecta; Coleoptera; Chrysomelidae
Source: the annotation of a GenBank genome assembly
CAUUUCCAUUUGGUUAUCCGCUUGAAUUUGAUUUAUGUUUUAUGGUUUUAAGUUGGAAACUGGGAAAUCGGGAAAAGAAAGAAAAUUAUGUCACUCCAGGGUGAUGAAAAUACUCACAGUGUUGGAUGCAGUGAAUACAUAAUAAUCAGUACAGAAGGUAAUUCUGCAAUUCAAUCACAGUGGCAAUCACAAAAUGCAGAGGUUUCAUAUAAAUGGACACGACAGAAUACGUUACUGUUUUUGGAUUUAUAUAAGAAAUAUAAGCAAUUGCUGAUGGCUGGGAAAAUAAAACUAAAAAAGUUGUACGAAUCCAUUGCCAAUGAGAUCAACCAGAAAACCAAUGAGAACGUGGCUCCAUCAAACUGUGAAAAUCGAUGGAAGGUAUUGGAAAGAAAUUACAAAAAAUUUUGUGACAAUAAUAAAAAAACAGGCAGGGGUAGAGGCUUUUUUGAGUAUGUGGACAUAAUGGCCGACAUACUAGUGGACAAAAAGAAUAUCAAUCCAGUGCUCCUGUUAUCAAGUAACACGGUAGAACACUUAAAGGAACCCGAGAUAUCUGAUACAAGCAGGCUUGAUAUGCUGAACACUCCUGCAUUGGAAUCACCAGAGGAGCAAUUAUUAACCCCACACUCAUCCAAAGAAACACCACGACGCCAACAUCACAAAACUAAAACGUAUCCUAAUAAACGUCUGAAGUAUAACAUUUUACAAGAAAUCAGAAACGAUAGGAGAGAGUUCUACAAGCAGCGAUUAGAUGUUGAAAAACAAAAGAUAAAUAUGGCAGAAGAGAGGAACAUACUCUUAAGAAGGCAGAUUGGAAAGAGAAAAAUAGAGUCCUCAGUACUAAAGUUAAAAAAUUAA